Messenger RNA from Paramecium sonneborni, 281 nucleotides. The record is from the annotation of a GenBank genome assembly. NCBI's taxonomy places the organism in Eukaryota, Ciliophora, Oligohymenophorea, Peniculida, Parameciidae.
AUGCCCAUAAAAGCAUAUAUAUUUUUAAUUUUAAAUAAAAUAUUACAAUAAUUCAUUUCUAUCAUAUUAAAGAACUAGUUAUUUGUUAUUUAAGGAAAUCUAGAGGAUCAGAUAUAAGUAAGUAAUAGAAAGAAGAGUUGGAUAAAUUUAGACAUAAAAAUAAUCAAAGUGAAUUAAAUAUAAGUGUAAUUUUAAAUGGAUUUAGAUUUAGACUAUCAUUAACUUCAUCAGAGAUUGGAUAUUGUUGAAUUCGGUGAAAUUUAAAUGAAAAGGUAGUGACU